This is a messenger RNA of Bombus pascuorum, 757 nucleotides long. RefSeq names its product large ribosomal subunit protein uL13 (gene RpL13A). The transcript is spliced from 6 exons. Gene Ontology annotation, cellular component: cytosolic large ribosomal subunit; ribosome. Bases 102 to 716 code for a protein of 204 amino acids. Gene Ontology annotation, molecular function: mRNA binding; structural constituent of ribosome. Gene Ontology annotation, biological process: translation; negative regulation of translation. Lineage: Eukaryota; Metazoa; Arthropoda; Insecta; Hymenoptera; Apidae. The record is from RefSeq and is a predicted model, not a curated record.
GAUAUAAUGUUGGAUGCCCUGAUAAUAUCAUCAGAAUAUCUUCCGGUAAGAGGUCGCAUUCUUCGCAAUGUUCAUGAAUCCUUUUCCGGUAGAGUAAGAAAAUGACUGGCUUCAGUAAUAAGCCAAUAUUAAUUGAUGGCCGUGGCCAUUUACUUGGUCGUUUGGCAGCUAUUAUUGCCAAAACGAUCCUGGAAGGUAAUAAAGUAAUUGUUGUUCGUAGUGAACAACUUAAUAUUUCUGGUAAUUUCUUCAGGAAUAAGCUGAAAUUUAUGUCGUUUUUACGUAAGAGAUGUAAUGUAAAUCCAGCCCGUGGACCUUUUCAUUUCCGUGCUCCUAGUAAAAUACUUUGGAAAACAGUUCGUGGAAUGAUCCCACACAAAACACAAAGGGGAAAGGAUGCUCUCAGAAGGUUAAAGGUCUAUGAAGGUUGUCCACCACCAUAUGAUCGCAGAAAACGUGUUGUUGUACCAGGUGCCAUGAGAGUUAUGUGUCUUAAACCUGGUAGGAAGUACUGUCAUGUAGGUAGAUUAUCUCAUGAAGUUGGAUGGAAAUAUAAGGCUGUUGUACGUACAUUGGAAAACAAGAGACGCGUCAGAUCAAUUCUUGAAGUUCAAAAGAGGGAUAAGCUUAAGAAACUUACCAAACAAGCAGGGCAAACAGUUUCAAAGGCUACUGCACCAUACACAGCAAUUAUUAAUAAUUUUGGAUACAAUUAAUACAAAAAUUGUAAAAAUAAUAAAUCUCCAUAAACAUUUUA